CCGUUUCGGUCUGCCUCCGCAACCUGCCUCGCAGUCCGCCUGAUUCCCAAGUUGUCUGUCCUGUCCGCCAAGCCCUCGCUGCAUAUUUCCCUCUCAGCCGCUUCGUUCCAGCAAUGUCCACAGACGAAGCCUCGGUCACUCGCUUCCGGAGUCUCAAGACCAAGAUCAGCCAGUACUUCCGCCGCAGCUCAAAGCCCACUAUUGAGUCGCCAUCGCCGCCUCUGGCUGCUGGCGUCCCUCCAGUCCCGCCGAUCCCGGUGACCUACGCUGCCUCUGCCCCAGGCUCGUUCCAGGCCGCUCCGGCCGAGCCCUCUCCCAGCGUAUCUGUUGCCGAGCCGUCCAGAGUGCCCAUGUCCCGAGGAGUCUCUCGAAGCGCAACCAUCGCCUACUCGGCACGAUCCGUCCGCACCACCCUGAGCGAGCCCAACCCUCUUCCGCGCUCGGCUCACCCCAGCUACCAGUCCUUCUUCCACCCCACGCCGCUGGCCACGCCUCGGUUCAGCAGCACCGUUGCCGAAUCGUCGCCGCUGAUGAAGACCCAGCAGUUCGCCAUGUAUGGCUUCGAGCCCAAGGAUCCCUCAGAGCUGGCUCUGAAGGUCGGCGAUGUGGUUUACAUUCGCGAGGUCUAUGUCGAUGGCUGGUGUCAGGCUGUCCAUCUCAGCACCGGCUCCAUUGGCGUCUUUCCCCUCACCGUCAUCGGCCACAACAUCCAGGCCCUCAUCAACACUCCCGUGCCCUCGCGUCCCACAACCCCAUCGAGCCCUCUCCUGCGAGAUACCUCAUCGUUUUCCCGUCCAGCCUCGCCGCAAAGCCAGGCCGGUCCCUCGACACACGAAUUCGCUGUCAGUCGCCCCUCAUCGCUGUCCUCGAGCCAGUCCCAGCGAAAAGACGUCCGUACUGCCUCUCUGAAAGAUUCGGUCGACAAAGGCAACAAUCCCACGACCGUUCUGGCCCUUCCCACGCUUGAGGAAGACCGCGACUCCUGUCCACCUCCAUUUGUCGAAGCCUCGCCCACCGACAAUCGAACCCUCGAGUCGUUCCCCGGUGCCGAGACCGAUGCGGACCAGUGCAGUCAGCUCAACAGCGCCCCGUUAUCCGAAUCCCCACCGCGUGACAACCCCACCAGCAGCAUAUCCAAGAUGGAGGAGGCCCUGCAGGACUCGGCCCAGACCGCCGUGGAGUCCCUGCCUCAGUACGACCAAGUUGCCCUCGAGUCGGCCGGCCCGAACAGAGUCCCAACCAACGCCUUGUCUAUCCACCAGUCCGGCCAACAACAUCCACGAUCAUAUUCGAUCACACAGCGACAUCCCUCCAACGGAUCGCGCCUUUCGCCAAGCGUCGCCCGUGGCCGCUCCGUCGCAGGAACAGAGGCCAGAAACCCGUUCGACAUCAAGGCCUCGCCCAUGUCCGUUCCGGUCGAAGGCAGCGGCCUGCCCUUUGUGGCCACAAGCGACUUUCGUGGCGUCGGCAACUACCCAAUCGAAAUCAAAGUCGGCGAGCACGUCCUCGUCCGCGAGAUCUUUUCCGACGGCUGGGUCAAGUGCGUCCACGCCGAGUCCCGUCGCAUGGGCCUGGUGCCGCUCGUGUUCCUGCAGCAGGUCGUGGCUGCUCAGUCGUGAACAAGCAACCACACCCCGGUCCCCCAUCGGAAACCAAGCCUGGUUGCUUAUCCCUCGACUGGAGUAGGAGGAGGCUGAACACGCAGCUUGGCUCCGUGUCCCCCCCCCUCCACUCUCCCUUCGAUUUGCAGCACACAUUCUCACGUUGCGGCUCGUCCUUCCCAUCCAUCCGAUCCAAUUAAUCUGCGUAUUCUCGUCCGGCGCUCGACCCACCUCCUCUGUAAUUUAUUUGUCCAAAUGUGACA
Molecule: messenger RNA, 1864 nt
Organism: Polychytrium aggregatum
Lineage: Eukaryota; Fungi; Chytridiomycota; Chytridiomycetes; Polychytriales
Exons: 2
Coding region: 114-1619 (501 amino acids)
Molecular function (GO): protein binding
Source: RefSeq, a predicted model, not a curated record